AUGGGUGUUCACAAUUUGAGCUCUGGCGAGGCCUUCAAAUCCGCAAUCACAGAAAACAAAGUCGUCGUUCUCGAUUGUUUCGCAACCUGGUGUGGUCCUUGCAAGGUUAUCGCGCCUACAGUUGUCAAAUUCUCAGACGAAUUCCCCUCCAUCCACUUCGUCAAGAUCGACGUCGACGAGGUCCCAGACGUAGCCCAAGAACUCGGCAUCCGCGCCAUGCCUACCUUCCUUAUCUUCAAGGACGGCGAGAAGGUGCAGGAGGUUGUGGGCGCGAAUCCUCAGGCGUUGAAGGCGGCUAUUGAUAAGGUUGCUAGUGCUUAG
Molecule: messenger RNA, 321 nt
Organism: Glarea lozoyensis ATCC 20868
Lineage: Eukaryota; Fungi; Ascomycota; Leotiomycetes; Helotiales; Helotiaceae
Product: Thioredoxin-like protein
Exons: 3
Coding region: 1-321 (106 amino acids)
Molecular function (GO): protein-disulfide reductase activity
Source: RefSeq, a predicted model, not a curated record